AUGUUGUUACUCACCACAACCAUUUAUUUAUUAUCGCAUCUGGCAGCUGCUCAGUAUUUGUCUCCGUCUUUUGCCAACUUUACCGGAGACAAUGGCAAAGAGAUAGACUUGGGAUAUACUAAAAUUCGAGGGACUCGAGUGGCAUCAUCAUCUUUUCUCAUCAAUGCCUGGCUGGGUGUUCGGUACGGAAAAGCUCCCACUGGCAACGGCCGCUUCAAAGCGGCCGUCCAGAUUGAUGAGAAAAGCGACUCUUCAGCGUCAGUGUUUAAUUCCACAACAUUCGGACCUAUAUGCUACCAAGGAUGGACACCGAGCGCUCCCGAGAGUAGUCUGGCCAAGACAUUGUAUUAUCAUACUGGAAACCGGGAAGAGAGCGAAGAUUGCUUGUUGUUGGAUAUCUACGCUCCUUCAGAACCCACUUCGAAGAAUAUUCCUGUAUUGUUGAUCAUACACGGAGGUGGCGGUGAUCCCGCCCAGGUCACCAUCGACGGCGGAUCGGCUGGCGGUGGCUCUGUUUACCAUCAACUGCUCUGGAAUGGCGGCGAAGCAGAUCCCCCAUAUCGUGCGGCAAUAGUCGAAUAUCCUUGGAUGCCAAAUGUUCUCAACACCAGUCAGCUCGAGCUUCAAUAUCGACAGAUCUUGACUGCCUCAAAAUGCAUCAACAUCUCUUGUUUGCGAGAGUUAUCAGCAGAAGAGUUCAAUACCGCACAACAGAAGGUCCUAGCAUCUGCCACUUAUGCCUUUGGUACCUUUUAUUUUGGCCCUGCUAUUGAUGGAAUUAAUGUGCAAGGUCUCCCUCCAAAGGAAACUGAGGCUGAGCACUUCGCGACCGUUCCACUGAUGACGACCCGAGACGGAAAUGAAGGGUUUGCCUUUACGCCGCAGGACAUUACAACAGAACAAGACUACAACGCCAGGGUGCGCACCUUCUUGAACGGCGGAGUAAACUUUUUCGGUCAACUCGAUAGACUUUAUCCGUUAGUUGAAGAAGGAGCAUUUGGGUAUAACAAUACUCAAACAAAGGCGGAGUAUCUGUUCGGCGAUUGGGUCAUUCAAUGUCCAACGUAUAACCUUGCAAGAUCGUUUACGGACAAUUUAUCCAAACUCGAUGCCCUCCAUCAACCUGUUUAUAAGCUUAUCGCAGGUUAUCCCACGUACGACAGUGCCUACCAUGGAAGCUACAGCAGCCUCGUCUUCUCCACCAAGCCCAUUCCUGCUGAGGAUAUAUCCCCAAAUGUUGAAAUCGGCCGGGUUUUACAACAUUAUUUCACGUCGUUUAUAAUCACUACCGAUCCGAACAAACAUGCCAUGGAGAAGCCCAACGAUCGCUACGUUGAAUGGCCCCAGUACGGUGCAGCGAGUAACAUUCUCUACAUAAACUCUACUGUACCCAUUCAAAUUCAACACAUCGACGCGGCUGCUCGUUGUGACUUCCUGCUUUCUCAUUCAUCUGUGACGGCGAACUGA
This is a messenger RNA of Trichoderma harzianum CBS 226.95, 1467 nucleotides long. RefSeq lists its product as hypothetical. NCBI's taxonomy places the organism in Eukaryota, Fungi, Ascomycota, Sordariomycetes, Hypocreales, Hypocreaceae. Bases 1 to 1467 code for a protein of 488 amino acids. The transcript is spliced from 2 exons. The record is from RefSeq and is a predicted model, not a curated record.